Talaromyces amestolkiae is the source of this 2667-nucleotide messenger RNA. RefSeq lists its product as uncharacterized. Gene Ontology annotation, molecular function: protein binding. The transcript is spliced from 5 exons. NCBI's taxonomy places the organism in Eukaryota, Fungi, Ascomycota, Eurotiomycetes, Eurotiales, Trichocomaceae. The record is from RefSeq and is a predicted model, not a curated record. The coding region runs from base 1 to 2667 and encodes 888 amino acids.
AUGUCGUCCUCAACUGGUCGCGUUCAGCUUCGCGACUACUCUUUCACACCGAGAGGCAACGCAUACCAGCUGGAUAAUGCGUUUAAGGAUCGUCCUGAUCCUUGGUUUGUGACGGCGUAUGAUCCAUGCUCCCAUUUUCUCUCCAAACACACUCCGCGUGCAGCCAGCAUCGAUACACAGGCGGAGGCGGUGGAACCGGGUAGAGGCCAACGCAAAUACCUCGUGGUCGGGGUAAUUCCCCUUCAACAUUUCAAGGGAAAAAGCGCCGAAAUCUCAAAGGCGGAAGCGGUUGUUGACACAGUGCCGACCAACUACAUCAAGCCCAACAAGGAUCAUGUUGCAUUGCGUGUCGCUACGCCGUUGACAUUGAAACGACCUCCCCAAAUCAAGUUGUAUGCCCUGCACACGCAGAAUAGCGUUACCAAACUCUACAAUACCCAGAUUGUGAGCGCCGACAUAACGUACUUCUUCUCAGAAUAUCGGACUUUCGCUACUUCUGUCGGUAGUCGGAAGACGGAAUGGCAUGAAUUAGUGGCAGCGAAGAGCGUCUGUGGUGUUGAGGACCCUCGCCCAGACAAGACUCUUGGUGAGGCGGAUCCGGCUUAUCAGACCGACCUUACAACCGCUGCUAUUGAACAGAUCAGAUGUCAGCUCAAAAAUCUUGGUGUUGGUCCGCAUGCGAAAGUCCUCGAAAAGGCAAUGGAGACCAUUGAUGACGAAUUCCGACCGGUCAUCAGAGAGGCGCCCAUACUCUCGGCCAUCGACAAGUUAAUUUUAAUCAGUGAACCGUUCGGUCAAGGCAUCGAGGAAGCAAAAGUCGAAUUUUCCACCCAAGAGGCUCAGCUAUUCCUCAGCAUCUCUUGCUGCCAGCUUGAGCUUAAAGGCGCAGAAAUCAAAAUCCGCGACCUGUUAAGCAACACAGCCAAGUUUGUGAAGGAGAUGCUUGGGUCGCCAGUCGUCACCUUUCUCAUCGGAAAGACACAGACGCCGAUUCGAAUCCAUGCCGCAGUUGUCCAAAAUCUAUCAGAUCCCCUCGCCGAGCUCAUCCUCCAGCAAGCUAGCGAUGAAAAGCCCAUCAUACUCGAGGAUGCAGAAGCCGAGACGUUCACACGCUUCACUGAGUUUGCAUACCAGGGUACUUAUGUCACCCCCGUGGCCAACGACGCGAAGAUGACUGUCCCCGCCCACGAUGAGAAUGGUGAUGACUUCACCAUCCAACGAGGAUAUCCAAUUACUGGCACGACCAGUUCCGUCGCUCGUACAAGUUCGCCCUCACGCAACAUAAGGUCCUCUCACCGCGAGUUCUACGAACAGUUUAGAUACCUGCAUUUCUACGAUGGCCCUGCCAUGGACUCCGUCAACCCAAACAUCAUGUUCCACGCGAAACUGUACGUUGUUGCUACGGAAUUUCAAGUCUUGCCUCUGCAGCGACAGUGUCUCAGCAAAUUAUACAGAGAUCUUUGUGACUUCUACAUGAAUCCUGGCGACUUGGGUAUUGUUCUUGAUAUGAUUGAUUACGUAUAUACUCAGACGGAGCGACAUGAGCUCGGAGAAGAAUCUUCUCUUCGAAACUUGGUUUUUCAGUAUAUUCUGUGCCAGAUUGGCAAGUUGGCUGUUGAUGACAGUUUUGACAAGAUUGUUGCGAGCAAUGGAAAUCUUAGGGGGGACAUCUUGAGGGAGGCUUUGAAGCUAACACGGCUCAUUAUUUUUACCGUCCUACGGCUGGUGAGAGAAUCCUCUUCUUACAUCGUCAAGAGACCCAACCACCUAUCAUCCGAGGAGUGCUCCGGAGACUCGCUCAUCUUCACGCUCUUUGAAGGAUAUCUUCUCUUGCUUUCCACCCCAACUCCAAGCUUGAAAGAAAUGACCGACUACGAAAAAAUCAUGCGGUCUUCGCACUUUACCUUUCUAGUUGGAGACGACAAAACACCUCUGACAAUCCACGUCGCAGUGUUGGAGAAGCUCUCCGCUCCCCUAUACGCACUUAUAAAUAAUGGAUCUAUGAAGGAAUCUCGAGCGGGGUUUGCACUGCUAGACGAUGUGGAUGUUGAGACUUUUGUGGCGUUUUCCGAAUUCGCGUACACCGAUGGAUAUAAGACGCCUGCUCGAAAGAAUGAUGCAGAGAAAUUUCCAAGAUCCAAUGUUUCCAAAUCCAGUCGAAUUUCAAAGCGACCCCGGACCUUCGAUUCCGAACUACAGAAACUAAGGUGGGAUUUCAAUGAAUCUUACUAUCAUUCUCGAAAUGCCAAAAAAGACUUCGAUGACUAUCUUUUCGAGAGUAUAAAGAACAGUUUCAUGGCCCGAAGAGGUGGUAGCGUGGCGAAUAACAAAACAAAAGACAAUUUUAUCUUUCACGCCAAACUAUACGUCUUUGCAACGAAAUACCUUAUUGAGCCAUUGCGCAAGGCAUGCAUCUCAAACCUUCAGUUCGAUCUCAUAAAAUACGAGUUAACAAAUAAGAACUCGCAUCUGGUUCUUGAUCUGCUGGAGUACGUCUAUUCAAACACCGGACGAAGUGAACCAACGGGCAAAUCAGCACUUCGGGACUUAGUCAUUCACUAUACCGCUUACAAGCUGCCAAUUCUCUCCAAGCAUGAGGCUUUUUCCGUUCUCCUGGAGUCAAAUGCGGAAAUAGGGUCGGACUUGGUCAUGGAAAUGAUGAAAUAA